AAUUCAUGAAAGUAGGAUUAUAGAUGACCGAUUUGUUUCAAUCUGACAUCCGUCAUUAUAUUUUUCAUUAUUUUCGAUUUUACUGAACUAUUCAUAAUUUUAUUGAAUGAUUUCAUAAAAUGAAUCAGCUCCGAGGCAGGUAUGUAAAUGUUGUCCUAACGAUCGAAGAAGGUAAAGGUAUGGGCUUCAUAAAAAAUCCUCUCUAUGUGUCAGCAAAUUUCAACGGAAGAAUUCUUGAGUCAGAUACUGUAGAACCAAGCGAAUGUCCGUCUUUCAACACUGAACUGGUGUGGGAAAUUGAAAAAAAAGAUCUGAGGAAGAUUCGCAGCACUAAUCAGCCAUUACGCAUUGAAUGCCUAAGUCUGAACUCACAAAAACGCAAGGAUCGUGUGGGUUUCGCUCUUCUUAGCCUCAGAAGCGCCAAAGUGGUCGCUGCACAAGAAAAUGCUCCUUUAAUAUGGCAAAAGUUCAUCGGCGUGCACGAUAAAAAGUGUUGCCAACCUGAGCUUUCCAUUUCUUUGUCGAUCCAGGAGCAUGCAAUUCAUAAUAGACCCAAUUUCAACUCGGAUGAAACAGUAACGGUGAUGCCUUACAUCUCCGAAGAAGAAAGCGACGGUUCCACUGAGUUGUCCAGCUCACACACCUCUUCAGAAAACAUCAACACCCCAGUGAAGUACCUGGAGGACGGUUUCAUCAAGGUAGGCAGGCCGGCCAGUGACAAGUUCUCCUUAAACCUUCUAGUUCGGGCAUCGGCCAACUUGGAUCUCCUCCUACCCGAGAUACUGGUAUUUGGCAGGACCAAGCAAAAGUUCUACAUCUGCUUCAAGAUCUUCGGCAUCGUCAUCAAGACCAAACCGUUCGAGAAGACUUUGAACGACGUGAUCGAGAUGAACGAGAAGAUUGUGGUGAGACUGCUGUCGAACAAGGAGACCCUGUUGGAUUUCUUCAAGACCCAGAAGAUCCUCAUCAGCUUCUGUUGCGGCAACGAGAAACUGGGCGUUACGAACGUCGAGCUGAACAAACUGAUGCUCUCUGACGACGCUGAUGAGGUCCUGGAGUGUGAGGAGCUGUGCUAUUUCAAAUUUCCAUCCCAGAAUGGCAUAGUGCCUUGCAAUGGCGAAGCAAGGCCAUACAUCGAGGUCCAGUCAAGUGUGACGAUGGACGCAAGGGAUUCCAGCAAGCCUUCUGGAGAUGACGUCAACGUCAAGCCUAGAGACCAGGACAAGAAGGUGUCCACCAUCGAGAAGGCCAGUGGAGAUCAAGUACUGGAAGCAUCACCAAGGAAGAAACUAAAGCCUGAAGCAACUUCCCUUCCUCCGACAAAGUCCCCAACUAUACAAUCGCCAAAAAAGAGCAUACCGAACCAACCAGAGCCUCUGAUGCGUACUGCAGUACAACCAAACCCGCCAAAACCAUGCCAUAACACGUCACCCUACAAGAAGUACAGCUUAGAGAUAGCUCUGAAGGACUUGUCGGUGCAGAUCGAAUCAAAAGUUGAUGUCAGUUUGAAAAUCACGCAUCCAAAAGCUUCUAGCUACCUCUGUAAUCCAAAGCCUUCCAACGAGGCUUGCAACAAAUGCAGGAUAUUCUAUAUAGCGACUGAGGAUUCUUUGGGUGGGCUGUUGCACAUAUGGCAGCCUAAGUGUAGUUUGGUGGACGCUGAAGAGAAGAACUUAACAGAAGAACACUUCAUAAACAGUGGAAUAUUCUGGCAGAAGAAGAAAGGCAAGCUGUUCGAAGAUGAAGACUUGCUACUGCACACCUACCAGGGUAGCUUGAGAUGGAAAAACAAAGAUGAAGAAUGUGCCAGGUUCGAAGUGGUUAUGACCUUAACCGAAGAACUCUUGGAGAUGGAAACCGACAAGGGUCCUUUGGAUCUCUUACCGCCAGUAAUCGGGGAAGAGAUAACCAUCAAAGAGAUCAUGGACCUGGAGAACUGGAAGAAAUCGGAGAAAGACGCCUUUAGGGACAAGAUGUUCGAUAUGGAGAAGGAAGAGAAGGAGAAGCUGCAGAAGGAGCUAAACGAGAGACGAGAAAAGGCGGAAGAAACCAUGAAACAGCAGAUGGAGAAGUGCAAGGAGCUCCAGAAGGUGUUGCAGGAGAAGUGCGACAGUUUGAAGACUGAUAAGCUGAUGAAGAAGAAGCGGAACGCCUUACCAAUGAGUGUUUUGAACAGUAUCAAGGACAAGGUGAACUCGAAAUAUUCCAAAUACGACCCAGAACUUCUUAUGGUGGUGAUUAAUAAAUUGGAGAUCGACAAUCAGGCCUUGAGAGAUGUGGUGAUGCAACAAAGUGAACAACUGAGAGCACAUCAAAAGUCAGCUUUGACCAAAGAACAGACUACGAAUUUACUACAAGAGCUUAGAGGUUUGGAAGAGAAAUUUGAAGAGGCACAAACGGCAAAAGGAUUCUUUAAGACCCAAUGGAAGAAGGCUUUCGAAGAAGUACACGAAUUGAGGACCAAGGACUACAAGCACCUGCAAGCUGAACUCAAACAGAGCAAAGAGGAACUCACCAACCUUAGCCUUGAUUCUUACGUUGAUGACAAUCAGGAUGAGAGUCUUCUUUAUGAAGGCUUCAGGAGUUCUAGAGAUAAUGAUUUAACUUACAGUGGUUUUUGAAUGGUAUUUAAAAGGAGUUCAGACAAAUAUACAUGAUUUACAACCUU
Molecule: messenger RNA, 2668 nt
Organism: Harmonia axyridis
Lineage: Eukaryota; Metazoa; Arthropoda; Insecta; Coleoptera; Coccinellidae
Product: centrosomal protein of 120 kDa-like
Exons: 8
Coding region: 120-2621 (833 amino acids)
Biological process (GO): interkinetic nuclear migration; centrosome cycle; positive regulation of centriole elongation
Cellular component (GO): centriole; centrosome
Source: RefSeq, a predicted model, not a curated record